This is a messenger RNA of Geodia barretti, 1505 nucleotides long. The record is from the annotation of a GenBank genome assembly. Lineage: Eukaryota; Metazoa; Porifera; Demospongiae; Tetractinellida; Geodiidae.
CAACUCCACCGUAGCGAGUGUGCGGUCUAAAGCGGAGGAUUUUGCACACCUUUCGUCUUUGGAGUGGACUAGUCUUUGCAGGAGACACUGGCAGAGGAGCAGCACUGCAUACAGACGUCCGCAGAGCUCGAAAACGUCCAUUCCGCAGGGUAGAGAGCAAAAGAGGAACCCCCGGAGAUAAUUAGGAAAAAGGGGGGCGGGUCACUUUGCCCUGGCGCAAAGCGAGAGUGUGUGUAGCUGAAAGGAGCAGCGGUUCUGUAGUCGGUUUGCAAGGAUCUUAGCCGUUCGGUGACACACGCAGGUCGUAAACACGCGCGUGUGUGGAGAGAGACGCAGCUACAAGACGGAUUGGGAAAGCAGAGUAGAGGAAGAGACGGAGAGAGUUUUGGAUGUCUACGCCGCAGAGUUCUCGCUAUCCUCGCCCGCUGCGAGCGACGCACGCACUGGGUACGGGGAACGCCAGUAGCAACGGGUCCAGUUCUCCGUCCCAGCAACCUGGCAGACGUUUCCCAACCUCCUCUACCUCCCCCUCCUCCCCCGCCGGGGCCGUGUCUGGGAGGCGAGCCGGACUCCCCGUGUCUCCCGACUCGCCCGGGUCUGGUCAGAACGAGAGAAUACUCGUGCCAAUACUCGUGCCACUAUCUGGAAGAGGUGAUGAGGAGGAAGAGGGGGAGGCUGAGAACAGAAGAAGAGCCAAUUCAUUGACAUCGCUGGCCGACCCAGGCUGUUGCUAUGGAAACUCGCCAUGGCAACGUGGAACCCAACUCGACCUGCCUUUGGCACCUGAGGGGGAGGGGGUGGGGGACGAAGCCGGGACCACUGAGGAACCACUCUUCCACUUCUUCUCCCACAAACGUUCCAGCUCAUGCUCCAAUGCCGACUCUCUCAAGAAAACGGUGCCGGUGCCAGCUGGUAGCAGGAGAGAACACGUCCACACGAGGAAGAGCAUCGAGGGUCUGAACCAGGAGGUCUCUUCUGUUCUUGAGGGGAUCCUCGUUAUCUCUCCCCACCAGCACCCAGAUGGGCACGUGGCUCCAACAGAACUCAUUCGCUCCGGCCGUCUGCAGUCUUCCCCACAUUGUGCCAUCCGAUUCUCCCCCUCCUCCCUCCCCUCCUCCCCCCUCCCCCAUUCCACACCCUCCCCCUCUGCACUGGCCACGCCCUCUAAACUACCUGACACACCCACAGGUUUUCCAUUGCCUUUCAACUCACCGUCUAUCUCCAAUCCAUCGUUUGCACGAGACCCUCCCGACGGAAUAGAACGCUGUCUCACCACAGAGAUAAAGCCCCUCUCAACUGAAAUCAUUCCCAUCGGUCCCGACAAGACAAAGGCCAAGAUUGUCUUCCAGAAGUCGUCCGCGUUCCUCCCCACAGCUCUCGCCAUCAACUCUGUCUCAUAGCAACUAUCACCAUAGCAGCAACUGCAUCAUUGCCAUAGUAACCACCCAGCUCAUUAUUGUGAUAUUGUGUUUGUCCCCCUUAUUAUGAAGAUUUAUCAAAGGUCA